Peromyscus maniculatus bairdii (prairie deer mouse) is the source of this 909-nucleotide messenger RNA. NCBI's taxonomy places the organism in Eukaryota, Metazoa, Chordata, Mammalia, Rodentia, Cricetidae. The record is from RefSeq and is a predicted model, not a curated record.
AUGCUGCUGCCCCGACUGCUUCCCCUGCUCUGGGUGUGUGAGUGGAUAGCUGGAAACGACUUUCUUCUCCCUAGAAGCUGGAGAGACAUGGAGCAUACAGAUGAGAUAUUCAAGCUGAAAUUGCAGUCCAGCCUCGUAACAGUGCAGGAGGGUCUGUGUGUCCUUGUGCCCUGUACGUUCUUUGAGCCAUCCUUGAAACCAAGUUCCGACACUGUCUUUGGUUACUGGUUCCGUGCAGGAGCAGAUACAGACACUGAUUUACCAGUGGCUACAAACAACCCAAAUAAACCGGUGCAGAAGACUCAGAGCCAGUUCCACCUCUUUGGGGACCCAAGUACCAACGACUGCUCGCUGGACAUCAGAGAUGCACAGAGGAGUGACAGCGGUUCUUACUUCUUCAGAAUGGAAAAAGGGAGUGUAAAAUGGAAUUACUGCAAGAAUGAGCUCUCUGUGGAUGUGACAGCCCUCACUCACACCCCCAACAUCGAAAUCCCACAGACGUUGGAACUUGGCCAUCCUAGUAAAGUGACAUGCUCUGUGCCUUGGGCCUGUGAGCGGGGGACACCUCCCAUCUUCUCCUGGAUGUCAGCUGCCAUCACAUCCCUGGGCCCCAGGACCACCUUUUCCUCCAUGCUGACCCUCACACCCAGGCUCCAGGACCAUGGCACCAACCUCAUCUGUCAAGUGACCUUCCCGGGAGCUAAUGUGACUGUUCAAAAGACUGUCCAGAUCAAUGUCACCUGGAAAUCAGGGCCCCUGGCAGAGGUGGUUCUGGUGGCCAUGGGAGAGGCUGCUAUCAAACUCCUGAUUCUGGGGAUCUGCUUCCUCUUCCUCAGCACGAAAUCCCAAAGGAAGAAAGUGGAGCAGCCAGCAACUCAGGUGGAUUACAUAGAAACUGUCAUGGAUUAG